AUGCCGCGGAAUCCGAAGUUUCCGCCGUCGAAGAAACCGGCUCCCGCCCAGAUCCGCGCUCGGCAGAAUGUCCUCCUGGAGAACGCGCAGAAGAAGCACUUCACCCCUGCGGAGUUCCAAGUCGAAUUGCUCGCCGAAGCUAAGCGGGGAGGGAACAAAGUGAUCUUCAUCAGCGUCCUCGAUAAGCCGUUUUUCAUCGUCAACUUCACGAAAGAAAAUGGGUACUGGUUACGACCACCAUCUGCUUCUAUCGAUAAACUGCUCGUCGUGUGCCUGUCAUCCACGGAGAUGCUUUCGACAUUCCAAUGGCUGGACGACUACACCGAUCUGACUUGCGUGUGCCUUGAUCCAGACGCGGAUGAAGAUGAAGGUCUCGAGAAGCGACUGAGUAAUUCGUCGGUGAUCCUGACAGUGCCAACAGCCAUCAGCACGCUGAGUGAAUUCUCGCUGAAGUUUUGCACAGUUCUCAUCGAUCGAUGCGAGUCGUACGCAGAGACCGAUAUCGCCGGAUCGGCUAAUCUGCUGAAAUUGAUCGCUGACCGCAAACUCCGUGUCGUGGGGCUCACGAACGCCCUCUCGGGCGUAGGCAGCGCCGAGACGGCACGGAGCCGCAUCCAGAACCUCGAGAAGUAUUGGAAGGCGCAGGCUACGGUCUGCAAUGAUCUCACCGUGCUUUCGAAGUACGGCCCGAAGCCUGAAGAGAAAGUCCUCGAAUACGGAAUCUUCUACGCCGACAAAGAUGUAGAGUACGACAUGGUACUCGAUCUGAUUGAGAACAAUCUGAAGUUCCUCGAAAUGUCCCUCAAGCUCAAAGGGAACUAUUCCGAAGUCAUUCAAGAAGCCAUGAGGUACCCGAUGGAGUUGGCCUACGUGUUCCUCACGUUGGGGCCGUGGUGUGCUGCGGAAGCCGCCCAAGAGUUCCUCGGGGAAGUCUCCCGAUCGAUCGACAAUCUAGAAUACUUGACAGAUAUCCAGAUCUCGAAGACCACCCUACAGAUCGUUUUCACAUUUCUACAACAAUUCCUUGAGCUGUGCCGUAUAUUGGUGGACCUCGUGAAGUGUGAUCCAAGCGAGGCAAACGCCAUACAUCCCGACAAACUGACGAAUUUGAUGGACGCCAUCCUCUUGUACACCAAACCAAAGAUGGUCCCGUCUCAAAUUUCUGAAGACGGGAAAAAAUCGAAGCCCCACUGCGUUCCCUGGCAUGAAGACCCGACGGCUCUGUGUGGUCUGAUCAUCGUCCGGCACCGCAUCACCGCACUAGUUGUGAAUCGGUGGCUCGAAACGGUGUCGAAGACUGUGCCGAGCUUGGCAUUCGUCAAGUCGAACUUCAUAAUCGGCCAGACAACUCUGGACGGCGACGAUCCGGAAUUGGUCGCCGCCGGCCUCACCAGGCAGGAGGAAGUUCUCCAGAAAUUCCGCUAUCGAGACUACAACCUCCUGAUCACGACCACGGCCACGGAGGAUACUCUGGAGCUGCCGCACUGCAAUCUCGUGGUGAGGUUCGAUCCACCCGAAAGCUACAAGAGCUACAUUGUCUGCAAAGCGAAAGCGAAAGCCUCGUCGAAAUGCGCUCGUUUCUUCAUUAUGCUCUCCCAGUACGAAACUGCCAAGUUCACCCAUCUGUUCAGCGACUACCGGAAGAUGGAGGGACUUCUAUUGGAGCGCAGUCACCAGGAAGACGUGACGACCGAAGGAGACGAGGGAGCCUCCCCUUCGGACCUGGAGCGUUGUUACCGUCCCUCGAGCGGAGACUGUCUCGUGGCGACCCUGAGCAACUCGAUCGCGAUCAUCAAUCGCUACUGUCUUCGUUUACCCUCCGACACGUUGACGAAGCUUGCUCCGGUUUUCCGAAUCAACAAACUCCCCGAUGACACGUACCAGUGUGUUCUGCGUCUGCCGAUCAACAGUCCGCUGAAGGAAGAGAUCGUCGGCGAGCCCAUGGCGACGCCAGUGCUCGCUAAACAAGACGUCUCACUUCGGGCUCUGGAGCGUCUGCAUAAGCGAGGGGAGAUCGACGACCACCUUUCCCCUUUCGGUAAAGACUCGCUGAAGGCGAAAACCGAAGAUCAGGUUGUGCCCCUCGACGAAACGGUAGCUCACGGUGCCGCCAGACCGGGAACAACGAAACGACGUCAAUACUACCACAAGAGUUUGGCUCCCCCAUUCCAGGGAACGCUCGAUACGGAGACUUUUUUCUUGUACAACAUUUCAAUGAAGCUGCUCUGUGCGAUUCCCGAGGAGCAGAACUCGCGGGCUCGGACCAUCUACGACCCUGCAGAUUCCCCGCGAGGCUUCGGCUUCGUAUCCGGCACGAGAUUGACUCCACUCUGUCCGUUCCCGAUCUACACCCGAUCGGGCGAGGUCAUGGUCGACGUCGAAGAACUGAGCUGCGCUCUCCCACUGACAGAAGAACAAAGGAAAAAAGCAGAGUUCUUCCACGCGUAUGUUUUCCGUGACGUCCUCCGCCUAGAGAAGUUCCCAAUGAAAUUCGACCUAAAGGCGUCCCGAGCCGGCUUCCUGAUCAUUCCGAUCACCGACGGUUCCGUUGAGUGGUCGUUUAUCGACAGAAUAAUGAACGAGGAUGAAUUCAAGCCCCAUAAAGUCGACGAAGAAGAACGACGUAGCUUCACCUUCAAUCGAGAGAUAUUUAGCGACGCUGUCGUGAUGCCUUGGUACAGGAACAUCGACAAACCUCAAUUUUUCUACGUGGCGAACAUCUGCGAGCAGCUAACACCUGUCAGUGAAUUCCCCGCCACGCCCUUCAAGACUUUCGACGAUUAUUAUCGCCAUAAAUACAACAUAGGCAUAUGCAACAAAUCCCAACCACUCCUCGACGUAGAUCACACGUCGGCGCGUCUCAAUCUCUUGACGCCGAGGUACGUCAACCGGAAAGGAGUCAGUUUGCCGACGAGCAGCGAGGAGUCCCGUAAAGCGAAAAGAGAGAACCUCCAACAGAAACAGAUCCUAGUCCCGGAGCUUUGUCUCAUUCAUCCGUUCCCGGCGUCUCUGUGGAGGAAAGUCGUCUGUCUGCCCUGCAUUCUGUACCGGAUGAAUCAUUUGCUUCUGGCGGACAGUAUCCGCAUGCGGAUCGUGAACGCUUGCGGCGUGGGGAAGGCCGAGCUACCCGAGGGCUUCAAAUGGAAAAUGCUCACGUUCGGCUGGACUCUGACCGAGGUGCUGAAAGAGAACGCUAUGCUCAAACAAAGCGUCCCGGUAACGGAGAAAGAGCCUGUCAACGAAGAACGUAUCGCCGAAAUCCGAAACGCCUAUCUCGGAGGUCUGCGCAAAGGCGGUGUCGAGCUUACACCCGACGGACAGCUGGUCAUCGACACGUUCGAUCCCUCGAAAGUCACGAUACCGAACGACGAGGAGCUCCUGGAAGCGGAGCUACGUGACAUCGACUUCCAUAAGCCGAAAUUCGAUUGGAAACCUAUCCCUGGAAUGGACGAGAUGAACUUCCGGAUGGGCAGUCCGUCGAAUUUCGAGGAGGAAAGCGAUUGGCAAAUGUUCGGCGACUCGGAAAUGGUCAACAUUAGCAUGCAAGGCCUCAAUUGGAUCUCAGGGGAGGGCAUCGAUAUCGAUAAACUGUCCGCCGCUCUGCCCCUACAACUAGGAGGGAAUGCUGACGACAGCGGGGAUGAGGGAAGUCUCCUAGAAGACAUGCGAGAUGCCGAAGAGAUGCUCGUCGAGGACCGGGGUGACAAGGAAGAGGUCGAGCACAACUCGUUGUGGCUCUCUCCGUGUAGCGCGAUCCAACAGUCGAAAAUACUCGAGGGCGUAUACUCGGACGUCCGUGAAGUGUGUGACGACCUCCUCGGUCUCCAGUUCCGAGUCUGUAAAGGAGGACGCAUGGGUGUGAAAAUGAACGCAUUCCCCAAAUUGAAAAAAGCUCUCGACUACAUGGAGGCCGCCGCCGAGCAGGACGCCGAAGAUCAGGAUCUCAUCGAAGAACACUACGUCAGCAGCGACGUUGUCUUCGGUGAGCUGAUGCAGGGCCGUGAAGAAAUGGAGGAACUUCCGGCCGAGAUCCGCAUACGAUUCGACGACGACGACAGCGAGAGCUGCGGGCCGAGCCCCGCUAUUCUGCUGCAGGCUCUGACGAUGUCGAACGCAAACGACGGAAUCAAUUUGGAAAGACUCGAGACCGUGGGAGACUCGUUCCUUAAAUACGCAAUCACGAAUUACUUGUAUUGCACCUAUCUCGGCGUACACGAGGGGAAAUUGAGCUUCUUGAGAAGCAAACAAAUCUCCAACGUGAAUCUGUAUCGACUGGGGAAGGAAUUGGGCAUCGGCUCUCUCAUGGUUGCCACCAAAUUCGAGCCCAGUGACAACUGGCUCGCUCCGGGUUUCUGCAUUCCGGAAGGUUUGGAAAAAGCAGUUCUUGACUCGAAAAUUCCAAACAGUCAUUGUAACAUAAGCCAGUUCAAAGACGGUGAGGCCAGUGGUGAAGGCGAGUUCGUGCCUUACAGCCUAUUGACGCACCACUCGAUACCGGAUAAAAGUAUCGCGGAUUGUCUCGAGGCUCUGAUAGGAGCCUAUCUGGUAUCCUGCGGCCGAUGCAACACACUCAAGUGUAUGACCUGGUUCGGACUUAGGGUGUUGCCUUUGGACUGCGAAGGAGACGCGUUCGCGAGUUUAUUCAAGAAAAUUCCCCCACCUCUGCCGGCGAGCUACGACGAACGAGUUUUGCGGCAACUUCUCCACGGCCAUGUCAGUUUCGAGGAAAGGAUCGGAUAUAAAUUCAAAAACAAAGGAUUCCUCCUUCAAGCGUUCACGCAUGCAUCGUACCAUUAUAAUACUUUGACCGAUUGCUAUCAGCGACUGGAGUUCCUCGGAGACGCGGUGCUCGAUUAUCUUAUCACGCGAUACCUGUAUGAGGAUCCGGUGAAACAACAUAGCCCCGGCGCCCUGACCGAUCUGAGAUCGGCGCUGGUGAACAACACAUUCUUCGCAGCGUUGGCGGUCAAAUACGAGUUUCACAAAUAUUUCCUGAAUCUUUCGCCGAGGCUCUUCAAAUUAAUCCACCGCUUUGUCAGCACGAAGAAACACUUGAGCGGCAAGCAGUACUUCGAAAAAUACUAUCUCGGAGAGGAUGAAUGCGAGGAAGCCGAAGAGAUCGAGGUGCCGAAGGCACUCGGAGAUAUAUUCGAAUCCGUCGCUGGAGCGAUCUAUCUGGAUUCUGGCAUGUCGCUCGACACAACUUGGAACGUCUAUCUCGCCAUGAUGAAGCCAGAGAUCGAGUAUUUCUCGAAACAUGUGCCCAAAUCUCCUAUUCGAGAACUGCUCGAAUUGGAGCCUCAAACCGCAAAGUUUGAAAAAGCAGAGCUGACCUUGAACGGGAAAAUACGCGUGAAGGUUGAGGUUUUCGGGAAGGGCAGCUUUAUCGGUAUCGGACGCAACAAACGAAUAGCCAAGUGUACAGCGGCCAAGAGGGCUCUUCGGGUCAUCAAAGGUCCGAGGAGCAAAGCACUGUGAUCACGGCGAAUGUGACGAUUGAAUAUAAUUAAACAUUCGGGCGUUCUCCCUCGCCACAGUUGGGAAGGUUUCGGCUCUGAGGGACUCGAUUAAUAUAUUUGUAAAAGGAUAGAUGUCUCUUCGGGUGACUAAUGUUUGAAAUAAAAGAUAU
Galendromus occidentalis (western predatory mite) is the source of this 5629-nucleotide messenger RNA. RefSeq names its product Endoribonuclease Dcr-1 (gene Dcr-1). Gene Ontology annotation, cellular component: RISC-loading complex; nucleus; cytoplasm. Gene Ontology annotation, molecular function: protein binding; deoxyribonuclease I activity; ribonuclease III activity. The record is from RefSeq and is a predicted model, not a curated record. The transcript is spliced from 3 exons. The coding region runs from base 1 to 5478 and encodes 1825 amino acids. NCBI's taxonomy places the organism in Eukaryota, Metazoa, Arthropoda, Arachnida, Mesostigmata, Phytoseiidae. Gene Ontology annotation, biological process: siRNA processing; rRNA processing; apoptotic DNA fragmentation.